Molecule: messenger RNA, 1288 nt
Organism: Setaria italica (foxtail millet)
Lineage: Eukaryota; Viridiplantae; Streptophyta; Magnoliopsida; Poales; Poaceae
Product: adenosine kinase 2
Exons: 13
Coding region: 122-1156 (344 amino acids)
Biological process (GO): purine ribonucleoside salvage
Cellular component (GO): cytosol; nucleus
Molecular function (GO): adenosine kinase activity
Source: RefSeq, a predicted model, not a curated record
ACGAUUUUCUUUCUCCGCGAACGAACAUUCCGGGGCCGCCCCCGUGCUUUCCCAAUUCCGAAUUCUCCACCGGAUUUCUCGCGCCGCCGCCGCCGCGCUCGGCUCAGUCCGAGGAGGGGAAAUGGCGAGCGGAAGCUACGAGGGCAUCCUGCUGGGGAUAGGGAACCCCCUCCUCGACAUCUCCGCCGUCGUCGACGAGGCCUUCCUCGCCAAGUAUGAUGUCAAGCCAGGCAAUGCCAUUCUUGCGGAGGACAAGCAUUUGCCGAUGUAUGAUGAAUUGGCUAGCAAGGGCAACGUUGAAUAUAUCGCUGGAGGAGCCACCCAGAACUCUAUCAGGGUUGCCCAAUGGAUGCUUCAAAUUCCCGGUGCGACAAGUUACAUAGGUUGCAUUGGAAAGGACAAGUUUGGUGAGGAGAUGAAGAAAAAUGCACAAGCUGCUGGUAUUAAUGCCCAUUAUCAUGAGGAUGAGAAUGCUCUGACGGGCACAUGUGCGGUCUGUGUUGUUGGUGGCGAAAGGUCACUCAUUGCAAACUUGUCCGCAGCAAACUGCUACAAGUCUGAACAUCUGAAGAAACCAGAGAAUUGGGCACUUGUUAAGAAGGCAAAAUAUAUUUAUAUUGCUGGCUUUUUCCUUACUGUGUCACCGGAUUCUAUUCAACUUGUUGCUGAGCAUGCUGCUGCAACUAACAAGGUGUUUUUGAUGAACCUUUCCGCUCCCUUUAUCUGUGAGUUUUUCCGUGAUGCCCAAGAGAAAGCUCUUCCGUACGUGGACUACAUCUUUGGAAAUGAAACUGAGGCAAGGACCUUUGCUAAAGUUCGUGGUUGGGAGACUGAGAAUGUGGAGGAGAUUGCUCUGAAGAUCUCACAAUUGCCCAAUGCUUCAGGGACACACAAGAGGAUUACUGUGAUCACUCAAGGCCGUGAUCCAGUAGUUGUGGCUGAUGAUGGAAAGGUGAAAACUUUCCCCGUGAUCCUUUUGCCUAAGGAGAAGCUUGUGGAUACUAAUGGUGCAGGUGAUGCCUUUGUUGGAGGCUUUCUAUCUCAAUUGGUUCAAGAGAAGAGCAUCGAUGAGUGUGUCAGAGCUGCUUGCUACGCCGCGAAUGUUGUCAUCCAGCGUUCAGGCUGCACUUACCCUGAAAAGCCCGACUUCAAUUAGAGCGAUCCCUAGCAUAUUGAAGACAUGUAAGGCCACAGUUUUUGUGACAUUUCCUCUGUAUAACUCUGCUCCUCAGCAGAUCUGGCCAACAUUAUCUAUAUCAAUCUCUAAUUUGCGGCACAUCUGUACUUA